AACUGUAUACUCACCUUAUUGCAGAUUGUCUUAUUCCAGUAAAGUAAAAAACAGAAAUUACACACACGAUUUUAUGACACAUAAAAACAACUAAAACACGAGUUAUUAACAGUUUCAUGAGAUGUAGAACUACGUUACGCACUAAUGUAAACAAGCCGGUAUCGUUCAUGAGCAAUCUUUAUGAUAAUUUUAACUUUUUGCAGCAAUUUCGGCAAUAAUUCGAUAAUUUGAAGACAAGAACAGCGCUUCCCCGUCACAAGAUGGCCGGACCUAGCUUGGUGUCAGUCCGAUUGCUUUGCCAACCCCUCCUCCCGCUGUGCACGGAGCCCCCCGUAAACGACCCAAACCUUUCAUUCUCGCUUUUCUGGCUCUCUCACCGUCGUCUGUGCAGUUACAUCGAGGCCGGAUGCACACUGUAAAAAUUUCUUUGAUUACUCAUUUUCGGCGUGUUUUUAUCGUUUCUAUUUGGCUGGGAGUACUCACGUUUUGUUGCGACUUGGUCGCUAUUUUCAAUUAACCUGACAGAGGCGUGACAUGGGGUUCAGAUGGCGAAAUCUUUCGUAGCUAACGAUCACAAAAUUUUACAGAUAUUAGAAGGACAUACUAGCGAUGUCAGUUGCUGUGAUUUUGCGUCAACAUCCACCAUAGUAACAGGUUCAAGUGAUAAAACAAUACGAAUUUGGGACUGGAAAGUCGGUUUAGGAUAUCAAGAAAGACCAUCAUCGCCUUUGAGAGGACACAAGUAUCAAGUCACCUGCGUUAGAGUAUCCCCGCAAGGUUCUUUACUAGCAAGCGCCUCGGUAGAUGGUACCGCUGUUCUCUGGAACAUACAUAAUUGUGCAAAAUUGUACACAAUAACGCAAGUUAAUGGCGAUGCUAUUAGAGUGUGCAGAUUUUCUCCUGACAGUGCCGUUUUAAUAACAGCGGGAGAUAAUGGAGCUGUAUGUAUUUGGGAUUUAGUGCACAGGAGUUUAAUUAAAACUAUUUUCGAUCACGAAGGGACUACACAGUCAUUAGCUUUCACUCCAGACUCUUACUAUUUAGUAACUGCAUGUUCUUUAGAAAUCGUAUUGGUUUGGAAUACUCAACAUUUAAUCGAUACUACAAGCGAUGCAACGUGCGUACCGGUUGCCAAAGCAGAUAAUGCUCAAGAUUUAGGUGUCUUUUGUGUUGAUAUUAGUAAACAUAUCAUUUUUGAUAAAAAUAAUCCGCUGAUCCGACAAUACAGGCUUGCUUCUAGUGGAAAUAGCAACGAAAUCAAAAUAUGGACAAUCAUCGCCAAAAGCGUAGUCAAAGAGAAAUCGCCAACGAUUAGCGAAGUAACUUUAGAUCUUUUUGACGUAUACGAUGGACAUACAUCAUCGGUUACUUGUAUAAGAUACAAUAAUAGUGGUGAUUAUUUGGUUUCUACCAGUGUCGACAAAUUGGUAAAAGUUUGGGAUAACGAUGGAAACUGUAUUGCUUCCCUCCAAGGGCAUAGUAGAUACGUAAAUUGUGCAGCUAUUUCCAAAGAUCUGUCCGUCAUAAUUUCAGGUUCCAACGACAAAAGCAUUAUAGUAUGGGAUAUGACUGGAAAUAUUACUUUUGAUUCGGAACUAGAUCAAUAUAAUUUACAUAGUAACGAACAAGUGAGAGAAAAUGGUUUGUUCGAGAACAACAACGAAAAUCUUGAAACGGUUACACUAUUAGAUAAGAUUGAUGAUAUUGCAGAAGGAGCUAUCAACAGUUGCUGCUUUUAUGGAAAAGAUUUAUUGGCUAUUGGUUCAGGGGAUAAGUUGAUUCACAUUUUUAAAAUUAUUAAUGAACCUAAUUGGAUAGAAGAACUUUGUUUUUCUCCAUUCGAAGGACAUACGUUUGCAAUAAAUUAUGUAGAAUUUUCCAGUAAUGGAAAAAUGUUAGCUUCAUGUUCGUUAGAUGGUUGUACUAUUAUAUGGGAUGUACUGACAGGCGAUAAGUUACACUUACUGCCAACUAAUGUCUUAUCCAUUAAGUCAUGUCGAUUUAGUCCAGAUAACAACAAGUUGCUAACUGCUGGCGACGAUGAAAAGGCCGUAUUGUGGAAUGUUAAUACAUCAGAAAAGAUUGCAACAUUUGAGGGACAUCUGGAUACAAUUUCUGCUGCAAGUAUUUCACCCGACGGAAAAGUAUCUGUAACCGUAUCGCCAAACGCCGAUUUUAGAAUAUGGUCAUUACAGACCCACAUGUGCCUAUACGUAAAAGAAGAUGCCCAUGAAUAUGGCAUUCAAGACUGUGAUAUAUCCCAUAAUCUGGAACCUAUACCAAAUUUAACUAUCAGUGCUCAAUCUUAUCUGUUAGCUACUUGCGGUAAUGAUAGUUUAGUUAAAUUAUGGAGAAUAUCUAUUCCUAAUAAAUGUGAUACUCUGGCUUUAGAAAACAUCGAAGUAAAAUUGUGGCGUUCUUUGCAAGGCCAUGGCGGGCACGUUGUUUGCGUCAGAUUUUCGCAAGUUGUAAGUGAAUUUGUAUGUUCGACUGGAACCGAUAGGCAGGCAAGAAUAUGGUCCGUUUACAGUGCCGCUUGUCUCUUUGUUUUGGAUCAUGAUUCGAUAGUCACUUCUUGCUACUUUAAUGAUGACUGUUCACUUUUAGCAACCGGUUGUUUGGACAAAACCUUAUGGUUAUGGAAGUUACCGCAACAGUUGGUAUUCCAAUCAGCGGUAGCUGACAAAAUCCAAUACAGAUCAAAACAGGUCAUUAAUUGGACUACUUCAGAUAUCAUCAGAUGGUUGAAAAAUGUUGAGAUGCCAGAAUUAGUCUCAUUUAUUACAAGCUGUUGUCUGGAUGGGAAAAGAUUGUUAACAAUUCCGGAAGAGCAAAUUUGUGCAGGUUUAGACUUAGACAAAGAGCAAGAGGAGAAAUUUAUAAAAGAAAUUCGAUGGUUAAAAAAUGGAGAACUGAAAAUGGAAGCGGCCAAUUAUAUGGAUAUUCCACACGAGUAUUUAUGUCCUAUAACGCAUGAAAUAAUGAGAGAACCAGUUACGUGUAGUGACGGGCACACUUACGAAAAAAACGCUAUAACCGAAUGGUUUAUGUCUGGAAAAGAUACCAGCCCUAUGACAAACGAGAAGCUUGCCAACACCAACGUUUUUCGAAACGUAAAAUUAAGAUCUGAAAUAUACGAUUUCUUAGAAAUGAACGAGAGUGACAAAGAUGAAACUUUCUAUUAAGCAUUUACUUUGUCAAUUUAGCACCUAAGGCACAACUAUUGUGAUACAUUUUCAAAAAUACUGAAAACAUUUGAUAUUAUGUACUGAAUUAACUUAAUUACUAAUAAUAAACAUCAGAACUGCAUUAUUAUUUAUAAAUAACGAAGGUUUAGAUAUUAGCGAACAUUUUAUAACUUUUAAAAAGAAGCUGAUAAGUAAGGGACAGAAAAACUAAAUUUAUACUUCUUUGAUGUUAACGGGAAAUUUUACUUCAUUCAGUCUUCCGUUCAUUGUCAAAAAAGUGUCAAAAUUAAGAUCUUUCUUUUUUUUUAAUAAAAAUUUGUAUUUGUAGUAGGCAAUUAUUAAUUAAAAGUUCAGGUAUUUUUUUAAUAACUAAAUUGAUUUAUUAUGACAAUACAGCUCGAGUUCCAAAUAAAAAUAUUCCUAAAGGUAAAUUUGAACAAUUAUUAUUAAGUAAAUCCAUAUUUUGAUAUUCAGGGUCCCACUGGUGCAUAAUUAUUGGGUAUUUAGAUUUUUGUUGUAGACACACAAAAAGUUUUUAAAUAAAAGUUAUAUUGAUUUAAAAAAGGCAUACUUUAAAAAUAUUUUUGGACAUACAGGAUGGUACGCUUUUGGCUGGCAAAUAAAAAUUUAUAUAUUUUAAAUGGAUAAUUCUAUAUUUUAUUUUCUAUUUAAAAUGUAUUUCGACCCUAGAAUAUUUAUGAAAAAUGAUAAAUUGAAGAAUGAUGCAAAUCCCGCAUAUAAUUAUCAUAAUUUAGGUAGAUUAGCAAUGAUUUCAAAUAAUUGUCUUUAUUGCAGACUUAUAAGGUAUCAAGUUAGCGAAUAGUUUAUUUUAUAUAGAUUUUAAAUAUGGCUCAUUUUAAGUUCAAUUUACUCAAUUUUUUAAAAUGCAGCACUUUGUAUAUUAUUUUAACGAUAAAUUUGUUAUAAAUUUACCUAUCUAACUAUACCAACAUGUUAGCCUAUUAUUUAUAUACAGAGUGUCAUUGAUCGAUAGCUGUUUUAUGGGAAGAAAUUUUGAAUACAAGUUGUAUAUUUUAAAAUUAUUCUUAAUAUAUAAGCAACAUAUAAACAACGUUCUGCAACUUCCCAAUCUAUUAGCAGUUGGGUGAGAUAAUUAAGCCCAUGUAAUGGAAUAGAUACCACAGUAUUUACAUGUUAUGCCUCUACAUACACGCCGCUAAUAAAUUGGGCGUUAGUAUUGACGCAAUUAAACUUACACCAAAUGGACUAAAAAAUCAAAUAUGUAAUAUUUAACAAUUUCUAUCACGA
Psylliodes chrysocephalus is the source of this 4457-nucleotide messenger RNA. Lineage: Eukaryota; Metazoa; Arthropoda; Insecta; Coleoptera; Chrysomelidae. The record is from the annotation of a GenBank genome assembly.